CUUAAGUCACGUAUCACUGUGCAUCCAACUACUGGACAACUUGUUGCUCAUGAUAGUGUCAGCCCCGGCUUAUAUACUUUUCAGGCGGUUGCGGUGAAUCCAACGACGAAUGCCAAAGGAUAUGCCAUGGUUCGGCUUACGGUAGAUGCCGCUAAUGAAUGUCCUAAUGGAAUGACAACGGUUUCGUCUACUUUGCUCGUCAAACAUAUUGUGGAGGAAGAGUCUCACACGGACCUGCUGAAUGCAAAGUACGGUCAGUGUGUGUUCACAAUAUUCAGUAUGGAACCUAAUGAUAAAGUAUAUGUGAAGAUUGACAGUCGCACUUACCAAUUAACAACAAUCGCUAUUGAUCGUGAAGACCCUAUUUUUGAGUCAAUGCCAGUAGCACAGGUCCUUGUGCAACUGAAGCUGAAUUGCCCAGGAGUGGCUAACUCAAGGCAACGGAGAUCCACCUGGAGUAGAUACUCAACAGACAACUCCUCUCGUUCAUUAGUCCUUAUAGAUGACAUACCAUUCAACCCAUACCUGACCACCUUAUCCUUGAUCAUAGAAGACGUGAAUGAUCAUAGUCCAGAAUUUGUACAUCCUCCGCAUGGAGACUACAUAAUUGGUUACCCAGAAGUCGACGUGUACUACAACCUUAUGCCUGAAUAUCUAAUCAAAGUUGAAGCUACUGAUCGAGAUGUAGGACUCAAUGCAAAAAUCCGAUACAGCAUGAACGAAAACGAUUAUUUCCAAAUCGAUCCAACUUCGGGGAUUAUAUAUCCAAUCGCGGCGUUACCUUACGGGCUUGAAAGUAUUGAACUGGUGGUGGUAGCAGCAGAUCGAGAUGGCUCUUUUUAUGGAAGGAAGACCAGAGUAAAUUUAAUUGUGAAGGUUUUGACGUCUAACUAUGUGACUAUGUUGACAAUUAAUGAUCAACCUGCGGAAAAUUUUGAGAGCGUUUUGAAAAACGUUAGCUUGGAAGUAGGGGCAGAAGUUUAUAGUUUAAGGUAUGCGAUGUUACCCGCUCGUAGAGACGAAGAAAAUUCUCAGGAGACUUUUGAAAGGUCUGAUGGAAUGUUGGGGACAGCAGAUCAUAGAAUCAUAUUGAGAGCUUGGAUAUAUGCGGUUGACGAAGAAGGACAAUUUGUCGGAGGAUCUGAUGUAGAAGAGAGACUGAAUAACUUACACGGUGAAUACGACUUGGAAACUUCUCCUUAUGCAUCUGAAGCCAAGAGUGAUGAGCUUGUUGCGGACACAUCGGGACUCGUGGCAGGAAUAUCGGUGUUGGGAGUAUUGCUUUUCGCUACAUUAACUGCUGCAUUUGCUUUUUGGUGGUUUUGGCUGCGACCAUACAAUUUCAAGUCAAUUUCAAACGAAACAACUUCAGAGACAAUUUCCUCAGAGGAUAGCAUGGACCACGAAAUGAAAUAUAAAGUUGGAAAUAAUUUUUAUUAUGAAGAUGGCGAUACAUAUGAAGCUGGCCAGCAAUACAAGAAGAAAGCUUCCAUGGCGGUAUCAGGAGCUACUAGCAUGGAUACCUCCGAUGAAAGCAACACAAACAGCUUUGAGGGUUAUAGCAAUAACUCAGAUAGCUCUGAAGGUUCUCGUGGGCAAAAUGAGAGACGCAAAUCUAUUGUCACAUUCAACGAACUUGUUGAAAGGAUAGAUAUUGAGAUAAGCGAGAGUAAUUUCCGGCACCACAAGAAUAACAAUAAUGACAAUGUAAGGUUGUAG
This is a messenger RNA of Hermetia illucens (black soldier fly), 1719 nucleotides long. RefSeq lists its product as uncharacterized. The transcript is spliced from 4 exons. The record is from RefSeq and is a predicted model, not a curated record. Lineage: Eukaryota; Metazoa; Arthropoda; Insecta; Diptera; Stratiomyidae. Gene Ontology annotation, molecular function: calcium ion binding. The coding region runs from base 127 to 1719 and encodes 530 amino acids. Gene Ontology annotation, biological process: homophilic cell-cell adhesion. Gene Ontology annotation, cellular component: plasma membrane.